Messenger RNA from Phasianus colchicus (ring-necked pheasant), 1984 nucleotides. RefSeq names its product transmembrane p24 trafficking protein 5 (gene TMED5). Lineage: Eukaryota; Metazoa; Chordata; Aves; Galliformes; Phasianidae. The record is from RefSeq and is a predicted model, not a curated record.
AUGGGGCCGCCGCGGCUGCUGCUGCUGCUGCUGCUGGGCUGCCUGGCGCCGCUCCUGUCGCCUCCCGGCGCCGCCGAGUUCAGCCCGUCCCUGGACAGCGACUUCACCUUCACGCUGCCGGCCGGCCGCAAGGAGUGCUUCUACCAGCCGAUGCGCAAGGAGGCCUCGCUGGAGCUCGAGUACCAGGUUCUAGAUGGAGCAGGAUUAGAUGUUGAUUUUCAUCUACUUUCUCCAAAAGGUGAAACUUUAGUUUUUGAUGAAAGAAAAUCAGAUGGAGUUCAUACGGUGGAGACAGAAGAGGGGGAUUACAUGUUCUGCUUUGACAAUACGUUCAGUACCAUUUCUGAAAAGGUGAUUUUCUUUGAACUGAUCCUGGACAAUAUGGGGGAAGAAGGACAAGAUCAAGAGGACUGGAAGAAGUAUGUUACUGGCACAGAUCUUCUAGAUAUGAAACUAGAAGACAUUCUGGAAUCCAUCAACAGUGUCAAAGCCAGAUUGAGCAAAAGCGUCCAGAUUCAGACCCUACUCAGAGCAUUUGAAGCUCGUGACCGAAAUAUACAAGAAAGCAACUUUGACAGAGUGAAUUUUUGGUCCAUGGUCAACUUGGGAGUAAUGGUGGUGGUAUCAGCUGUUCAGGUUUACAUGUUGAAAAGUCUCUUUGAGGAUAAGAGGAAAAGUAGAACUUAACAUUCAGUACAAUUGUAACAGUGUAACAUGGUAAGGGAAAAAGAGCAAGAAACUGAUUUACGUAAGAAAAAAAGAGAAACCUCUUUGAGAGUCCUUUGAACAGGCAGUAGCCACAUCAGGUUUUCAAAUUAUUAUUAUUUUUUUUUAAGAUGAAGAGAAUGCCUUGUCCCAUGUUCUUCCUUUUUUUUUUUUUUGCAGCUGCUAUUAACACUUUUUAUGCGUAUAGCAUUUGUUAAUGAUUGUUACUGACAGUGCACAGGAUGCUUGGUACAUAUGCAAAGUAUUGUUAAUAUUGGUGGGUUUUUUUUUUUCCAUGUUCACAUAAAAUUUUAAAUGGUAACUUUAGAUAUGAGUUGGUUUGCUGGUUAACAUCGAACAAAUUUCUAGGUGCCUAAAAAUUGUAGCCCAUGAGAGUAGCCCGGUGACAGUCACUUAUUUUCAAAGUUACAUGUUUUAAAAAAUCUUCAGCUUGUGGGUAAAGUGUCACAUAGAAACACUGGGCUAACACUGGGAGAACAAAAUGAGAUUUUCUUUAUUAUUUUAAUAUAUAGAUGAUUAACAUCAGCACUUUAAAAGAAGCACUGUCAAUGUGUAAGUGAUCUUGAAGGGAACUGGAGAAAAUAAGUGAUUUCUGUUGAAAAACUCCUCUAUAGUUGUACAGCCCUAUUUCUUUUUUCUCUGUUACAUGAGAUUUGAGAGACAACUAUAUUGUAUACAGAUAAAAAGCACACACACCUGGAAGUGUGGGUUAUGAACUUCUACAUAAUUGUAACCUCCUGUAAUAGUAUUUUUUCAAGUAGAUAUUUCAGUUGUUAUUUCUUUUCCCUUUAAUAAAGGGAAAGGGGUCAUGGUAUGUGAAAACAAACUUUUUGAAGUCUCAAAAUCCCUUUUAUUUGCCAAUUUAUUUUUUAUUUGUCUACUACAUGCCUAUGACUAAUUCAGCAGUUAAUCAAGUGAUUUACAUAGGCUUCAAAAACCAAAGCUGUUCAAUUAUGCAUUUUCCUUUUGCUUACCUUAACUACUCUUCUACAUGCCUGGGUACACUCAAUCAAUUAAGCAGUGUUUGCAUAUCCAGCUGUUUAUAUAGAUAAGACAUUAAGUGAGCAAUAAAUACAGGAUUCAAAUUUCUAAUGACUGUAUAGUUUCCAGAUUAAAAAAAAGCAUAGUAAGAUUAUGGAGCAUUUCUGCAAAAAACCCCUGGUGUGUGAUAGUUAACUAGUUUUAAAGAGUUCAAACUUACUCAUUUUUACAGUGUGCCAAAUCACUGAAUUCCUGUAUAAACGUGUUAAAGACAGUA